AUGGAGAGGUCGCAGCUGGAGGUGCUGGCCACGGCGGCGCGAGGGACUGAGGGGACGUCGGUGCUGAGCAUGCUCAAGUAUGCCGUACCGCCCAUCGCCAAGGUGUUCACUGUCUGCUUCAUGGGGUUCCUCAUGGCCUCCAAGUACGUCAACAUUCUCCAGCCCAACGGCCGCAAGCUUCUCAAUGGGCUUGUGUUUUCCCUUCUGCUUCCAUGCCUUAUAUUUUCCCAAUUGGGUAGAGCAAUCACUAUGGAGAAGAUGAUACAAUGGCGUGCUAUAGGGCUCUUGAUUUCUGAUGUGUGA
Messenger RNA from Miscanthus lutarioriparius, 303 nucleotides. NCBI's taxonomy places the organism in Eukaryota, Viridiplantae, Streptophyta, Magnoliopsida, Poales, Poaceae. The record is from the annotation of a GenBank genome assembly.